CACAAUGAGCUGCAGCAGUGUCACCAGUUCCGAGUUUUCUGAGGAAGAGCUCGAGAUUGGCGCGCUGGGACGAGAUGAUGACGAUGGAGGUGUCAAACCGUCUUUCCAAGGCAGCGCCAGCGACCCUGAGGAUGGCCAGAACAAGAAGCGUAACAGACCGGUCCGUUCGAAGGCUCGGAGAAUGGCUGCUAAUGUGCGAGAGCGAAAGCGCAUCAUGGACUACAACCAAGCGUUCAAUGCUCUCCGAGUUGCCCUGAAUCAUGACCUGAGUGGCAAACGGUUGUCUAAGAUCGCCACUCUGCAGAGGGCCAUCAACCGCAUCUCUGCCCUCUCAGUAUUCCUGAGUUCAAAUCCUCCCAACAAGCCGUGCAGCCACCGGGAAUGCCACAGGUCGCCUGCAGGACCAGCUGUGGUGGGAGGGUCUCGACUGGAACAGACCAGAGUUGCAGUUCCUUGCCUGGACCAUCAAAGCUAUGUCCCCUGGCAUGCAUCUGUCUCUCAGCAGCUGCAGCCGCAACAAGGGCCUCACCUCCACAGGCUAUCUGCGGAUCCACACGCAUACAUGGAUAACGCGGUGACAUCAUGUCCACCUUCACCACACUACCCUUGUUAUCCAACUGAGGGACAUUUUUACGCCUCUCGUGGACUCUGCAACAGCCCUGAUGAUCACCCACCCAGUCCGCUGCGAUACCCUCAAAUGGGUGAUGGGUUGGGGUAUCAGUCGGGAAUGUGGACCCCGUGUCCUCAAGGAUACGUGGACAGUUUUGUGGAGCCACCUCCUACUCUGGGGCUUCCAUGGCAGGUGAGCUACAUGCAGGAGCCAGAGCACAGCUUCCCUCUGUGCUCAGAUAUACUGUAACAGGCUCAGAUUCUAUUGUGAGCCCAGAGAACCGGACAGCAGCAACAGACUUUCAGAAAUGAAACUACUGGGCGCAGAACCAGCUUACUGAACUCUGUGGACUGCAGG
Molecule: messenger RNA, 967 nt
Organism: Xiphophorus maculatus (southern platyfish)
Lineage: Eukaryota; Metazoa; Chordata; Actinopteri; Cyprinodontiformes; Poeciliidae
Gene: bhlha9
Product: basic helix-loop-helix family member a9
Exons: 1
Coding region: 5-859 (284 amino acids)
Biological process (GO): regulation of transcription by RNA polymerase II; developmental process
Molecular function (GO): protein dimerization activity; DNA-binding transcription factor activity, RNA polymerase II-specific; RNA polymerase II transcription regulatory region sequence-specific DNA binding
Source: RefSeq, a predicted model, not a curated record